GUAUUAAAUGUCGCUGCUAUAAACCCAACCUCACACGUCAUUGCUAACUGUCAAAGUGUUGGCAUUUGUACAAACAGGCCCAGAACCCUUCGGAAUAAUAGCUAACAAAACCGAAAACGAGGAAAAAUCAGUUUUAUUUAGUUGAGUGAAAACUGUACAAUCUUUUCAUAAGCAAAAAUUGGAAUCCUACAAGCUUUGAAAAGUACUGGUAAAACAGGAAAAACGCCCCAGCACACGGAAUCUAGAAAGUUCAAAAUGACCACUAGAAAAUUAUCUCUUAAACGGAGCCACCAGCAAAUUUCGAGUUUGGUUAUAAUUGUAUUGCUUACGCUUUAUAACAAAAUUCCCGUAGUAAAAAGCGUUGAGCUUACGUUCGAGUUAACAGACAACGCAAAGGAAUGUUUCCAUGAGGAGAUACAAAAAAACCAAACAGCAACGUUGGAGUUUCAGGUUGUCAGCGGUGGAAGAUACGAUGUCGAUGUCACUCUGGAAAGCCCCACUGGGGAAGUGAUCUAUCGGCAAAUAAAAACGCAAUUUGAUUCUUAUCAAUUCAUCGCUGCGGCCACCGGCGUUUACGCUGCAUGUUUCAGCAACGAGUUCUCUACCUUUUCACAUAAAAUUGUGUACAUGGACUUCCAAGUAGGCGAGGAACAGCCAUUACCUGGCAUUGACGAGCAUGCAACUGUGCUAACGCAAAUAGAAACGUCGGCUCAGGAGAUCCAUAAGGGACUAAAUGCUAUCCUUGACUAUCAAACUCAUCACCGGCUGCGAGAAGCUCAAGGAAGGAAGCGUGCGGAAGAUCUGAACGAACGUGUCUUGUGGUGGUCACUGACGGAAACAGUCGCCAUUCUCGUAAUAGCAAUCGGACAGGUGUUGGUGUUAAGAAACUUCUUCUCGGAAAAGAAACCUAGCCAAAUGAAUUAUCCUAUAAUGAAAUAAUAAAAAUCUCUGUCGACAUUAUAUUGACCACAACUGUAUUAGAUCAAAUAAUGUGAAACGACUGGAAUUGUA
Anopheles stephensi (Asian malaria mosquito) is the source of this 1011-nucleotide messenger RNA. It is a transcript of the gene p24-1, whose product is annotated as transmembrane emp24 domain-containing protein 3. Bases 256 to 939 code for a protein of 227 amino acids. The transcript is spliced from 4 exons. Lineage: Eukaryota; Metazoa; Arthropoda; Insecta; Diptera; Culicidae. The record is from RefSeq and is a predicted model, not a curated record. Gene Ontology annotation, biological process: endoplasmic reticulum to Golgi vesicle-mediated transport; Golgi organization; intracellular protein transport. Gene Ontology annotation, cellular component: endoplasmic reticulum-Golgi intermediate compartment; COPII-coated ER to Golgi transport vesicle; endoplasmic reticulum.